Messenger RNA from Protobothrops mucrosquamatus (brown spotted pit viper), 5516 nucleotides. It is a transcript of the gene CCDC186, whose product is annotated as coiled-coil domain containing 186. Gene Ontology annotation, molecular function: small GTPase binding. Lineage: Eukaryota; Metazoa; Chordata; Lepidosauria; Squamata; Viperidae. Gene Ontology annotation, cellular component: trans-Golgi network. The coding region runs from base 138 to 2723 and encodes 861 amino acids. The record is from RefSeq and is a predicted model, not a curated record. Gene Ontology annotation, biological process: vesicle cytoskeletal trafficking. The transcript has 16 exons.
GUACCCUCCCGCUACACGCACACCCACUCCCUUACGCAUUCUGGGUCUUCGGUUCUAAUUAGCAAUGGGAGAGCGACUACUAAAGCAACAGAUGCUCCGGUCCCCAGUCUCCUAGCAAACGGAUCCUUGGUGGAAAGAUGGAUGAGCACUUACCAGAACAGCACAAUAUUCCAAGGAUGGUCAACCUAUCAAAGACUAGUAAUGAAUCUUCCAACUUACCAAGUGUUGAAGAAGCUGACAAACAGUUCUAUAUUCAGGAUGAUGUACAUAUUGCAGACACAAGAUGUGAAAAAAGCACUUUAAGCAUAGAAAAUGAAGAGUUAAUACUGGAUCCCACCUUACCAUCUAUUGAUUUAAAUGAGGAUGGAGAUGUAAUUGAAGCACAACCUGCUCCAGAUUUUAAUGGAGAUUGCUGUGAGUUAAAAACAAAAGAAUCCAAGGAAGCAGAUUGCUUGCCCAGUGGACAAGGCGAACAACAGGUUUUGAAAACUGAGGACAAAAAUCAAUCCUUGACAGACCUAUUUCAGGAUCCUGUGAAAAGACCUUAUGGGGUCUGUUCAGAGAGCCCAUAUGACACGGAUUACACUAAGAACCUAAUCUCAAAUCUAGAGAAUGCUUCCUCUCAGGACGCUUUGCUAGAAGAAAUUGAAUCUGAGCUCCUGUCAACAGAUUUGUUGAAAAAUCCCACACUUUCAAACGGAAUGUGCAAUACGAAGACUACAUUGGCUCUAUUUGAAAAAUGCAUUCAAGAUAAAUAUUUACAGCAAGAGCACAUAAUAAAGAAAUUGAUUAAAGAAAACAAGAAGCAUCAGGAAUUAAUUUUGGACAUUUGUUCAGAAAAGGACAACUUAAAGGAUGAGCUGAAGAAGAGAACAGAAACUGAAAAGCAAUAUCUGAAUAUAAUUAGACAGCUGGAAGUCAGAAUAGAAGAUGUCCAGAAAGAAGCUAAAACAGUUAAAGAUAAACUUGUAUCUCAGGAUGCUGCUGCAAAAAACGCUAUACAGCAACUGCACAAAGAGAUGGCCUUUCGUACAGAUCAGGCAAACAAGAAAUGUGAAGAAGCCCGUCAAGAAAAGGAAGCUAUGGUCAUGAAGUAUGUUAGAGGAGAAAAGGAGUCUUUGGACCUCAGAAAGGAAAAGGAGAUCCUUGAAAGAAAUCUGAGAGACGCAAACAAAGAUAUUGAAAAGCAUACUAACAAAAUCAAGCAGCUUUCCCAGGAAAAAGCAAGAUUGCACCAACUAUUUGAAAGCAAGGAAAAUGAAACCACCAGAAUGUCACGAGAUAUAGAAAAAUUAAAAGAAGAAGUCAAUUCUUAUGUGAUCAAAGUAAAAUGGGCUCAAAACAAAUUAAAGGCUGAAGUGGAUUUACACAAGGAAACCAAAGAUCGCCUUAAAGACGCAACAACAAAGUUAACUCAGGCCAAGGAGGAAGCUGAGCAGAUACGAAAGAAUUGCCAAGAAAUAAUAAAAACAUAUCAGGAAUCUGAAGAAAUUAAAUCCAAUGAAUUGGACCUAAAACUUCGACUUACCAAAGGAGAACUGGAGAAACAAUUGCAAGAGAAAUCUGAUCACCUAGAGGUCCAUCAUGCCAAGAUAAAAGAGCUUGAAGAUGUGAAGCGAACAUUUAAGGAAGGCAUGGAUGAAUUGCGAACGUUAAGGACAAAGCUGUCUUCCGACUCUAAAGAUGAACAAGAAAUGAACUCUUGGAAGGAAGAAGUGGAUAGUCUGAAUACACUGCUUAAUGACUUCCAGAAGGACAUAGAUGGCAGCCGUAAAAGAGAAUCUGAGCUGUUGAUGUUCACCGAAAAGCUAACCACGAAGAAUGCCCAACUCCAGUCAGAAACCAACUCCUUACAGUUGCAGCUUGAUAAGUUAACCUUCACGGAAAGAGAGUCUCAGAAUCAGCUGGAACUUGUUAAUCAAGCAAGAGAUGAACUGGCGAAUAAGUUGAAGAAGGAAGAAGAGCUCCACAGAAAUAAGGUCCAGAUGCUGGAGAUGGAACUGGCAUCUCAACAGAAAUCAUUUGCAGAUUUGAACACCAAGGCAGAGGAAUUAAAAGAUGAACUCAUGACGCAGAAGCGAAAGCAUACUGCAAAUCUUAAAGAUCUCACCAAACAGCUUCAGCAAGCACGAAGAAAAUUGGAUAACCUUGAAAAUGGCAAUUGUGAUAAAGAAAUCAGCAGCAUGGGGAGUCGUUCCAGCUCAUCAGGGUCUCUUAAUGCUCGGAGCAGCAAUGAAGAUCGUUCACCAGAAAACACUGGCUCUUCAGUAGUUGUCGAUCAUUUUCCUGAAGUGGACAAAACUAUCUUGAUUGAGCGGAUAGUAAGACUGCAGAAAGCACAUGCUCGAAAAAACGAGAAGAUGGAGUUCAUGGAAGAUCAUAUCAAACAGCUAGUGGAAGAAAUCAGGAAAAAAACCAAAAUAAUCCAGAGUUACAUUUUGCGGGAAGAAGCUGGCACACUUUCAUCUGAAGCAUCAGAUUUCAAUAAAGUACAUUUAAGUCGGCGCGGUGGAAUCAUGGCCUCUCUCUAUACAUCACACCCGGCAGACAGUGGACUCACAUUGGAACUCUCUCUGGAGAUAAAUAGGAAACUUCAGGCAGUCCUGGAGGAUACCUUAUUGAAAAAUAUUACCCUAAAGGAAAAUCUGCAAACUCUUGGAACUGAAAUAGAACGGUUAAUUAAGCAGCAACAUGAAUUAGAGCAGAGGCUUACACAGACAUAACUGAGACCAAGAUCAGAAAAGUAGAUGUUCCAACUUUGAUGAUUAUAUAAAAUUGGAUGACCAGCUAUGUGUUGUCAGUCCAACAAAGUUUUAACAAAACAAAGUUGAUUGGGAACAACUUUGACCAGAUCCAAAUGUCUGGUUUGUUUAAACGGAAUGGAGACUUUGAACUUUUCUGAACCUACUUCUAUCCAUCACUGAAAUUAGUCAUAUCAACACUUACAGCUUCUUCUGUUAGAGAGAAUGCAACCACUCUGCUUUGUGCAAUUAAAGAAGCAACUUUUAAAAAUGGACUGCUGUAUAAGACUGGUGCAUUUGUUGUUGAUGUUUUUUUGCAGAAGGUAGAUGAGAAAAAAGGGUGGCUGUUGCAUGUAUAUUAACCCCAGUGCCUUCUAAGGCAUACACUUUUUUCUUCAAAUAUACAUGCGUUCUUGGAUAUAUUUAGAUUUGUUAUUUAUAAUAUGCAUUGGGAAAGGGCUUCAUAGUACACAUUCUUUCAAUAUACAGUUGAAAAAUAUGUCAGGUAUUUUAGCAACUUGACCAAAAACAUUUUUUAAAAUCCCUCGAGUCCUCAGAUGUGAAUAGUGUCUUUUUUGUUUUUUAAAACAAUCACCUUUUUAAAAAAAAGAACAUUGGAAAACUCUGUAGUGUAUAGACAUAAGAGGUUAAAACCGAUUUUGUAUAUAUGGGAAAAUAAAAUAUAGAAUCAUAAAGCCUUCACAUCUUGCAGAUUGACUGUGUUCAUUGAAAUGGAAAUAAUAGACAUUGUAAUUAUUGCACAUAAGCACAAGUGAUGUUACAUAUAUCUGUGCAAGUGGCUGAUAACAUCCCAUAUUGAUAGGAAAGAAAAGGGAAUAUAGCCAGAUACUGAAGAUACUGAGAUCACUUCCAUAACUAUUUAAUAAUAUUAGUCUAAUUGUACAAAUAAUGACAAUUGUUCUUUAUCUUCAUCUAUAUAGCUUUGGUUGGAAUAACAACUACAGAAUUCAUAAUGACCAUGCUGGUUGGUUAUUCUGUAAGACUUUUUUUAAAGGUUAUAUUUAUAUUCUGCCUGUUUACCCAGUUUUGCGUAGCACCCAAGGCAGCUCAUCCUGGCACGCUUAAGAGAAGAUUGCAAGUGGGAUGCAAUGUAAGAAUAAUGGGAGAAUGAAUAAAGUAUCAUGGCUUAAAACUGGAGAUGAGAGCAACUAUUGCAGUACUAAGCAUAAAGCAUUAAAUAUAAUUAAGGCUAUGAAUAAUGUUGGUAGAGAGAAUCAAGGAUGUUAUGAUGAUAAAAACAUCUUCCAUGCUUCUCCCACAACUUGGGAACAUCCGUGCAGUUGGCUAGGAAUAAGAUGAGUAGUGAAUGACAUCUGCAUUAACCUUGCAGAAGAGAAAGUGAACUGAUACAAGCUUUAUUGCUUUGACAAGCACUAGCAUGUGUGUAUCUAUGGUUCCAAAGUGCGACAGAUUGAAGCUCAAAUACCCUUUUGUUUUUUCUCAAUGGCCAAAGGGAAGCAAUAGAUUUUUAGGUAUGUUAAGAAAAUACCUAGCCUUCCUCUUUUUAUCGCUGCUGCGCUUUUAGGAAGACAGCACUUUAAAUGAAUCCAUUGUUCGAACAUUUUUCCCCCUUUUGCUUGGUUAAAAAUAGUUUCUGUCCAAAAAUGUACUAUUACCAAACACUUGAAUCUCGUAUGAUUACUUUUAAAAUAAGGUAAUCAGAAAGUCAAUCAAGAGUUUUUCAUUUUAUCAAUAAAAUAAUCUUUCCUGUGAUCCGUUCUAUUUUAUUUCCUCUUGCCUGUACUGUAUAUGAGAGGGAGGCAGCAACGGUUUCGAGUUGCAGUAUUCCUUGUGAUUGUUUAUUCCAAAGUACAAAACUCUUUUAGCACUGUUUACAUAGUUGCAUGUGAUGGUUCUAUUCCUCUUCUCAAGUACAGAGAUUUUAAGACAUGCUUUGGGGAAAACAACAACAACCAGUAUCCAAGGUUAAACAAAUUUCUUGUAUAAACGUGUACAUAGUGCUAGAGUUUGUAUUUUUCUAAAAGUUGUGCUUUUCAUAUUUUUCCAAAAAUACAACACAUGUAUAGCUGCAACAUUACAACAAGCAAAGAUGCUUGCCUUCUGAUUCUUAAUGUUAAAUUGUACAUUAUAUCUAGGAUUGUGGAUAUUGCUGUACAGAAUAAUUUUUAGAUUACAAUCCUAUGUUUUCCUGCUGAGGAAAUAACUUCUGUUCAAUACAACUGGACUUACUGCUGGAUAUUUUUCUGCAUACUGUUUUUACUUCAUGUUUAACAAAUUAGGACUGAAAUAAUAAAAGAGAAUGCCCUAGUUAAUCACAAAAUAUUGAGUUUAAGGACUGAAAUUGCAUGUCAAAGUAUUUGCAAAAGCAGAGUUUCUCACAUGUGUAUGACAGAGCUAUAUUCAUUUUCAGACUAGUAUAUUGCUGACCUUCAAAACUUUAGCCUGUGAACUAGGCCCAUGUUUGUAAUUAUACUGAUGAAUGUUUAAAUUGCAUUCAAACUAUAUUAUUCUUGAAUAAUAUAGAAGUUUGAAGAUAAACCUUGUUUGAGUACGAAAAGGAUUACUUUGUGAAAUGCAAAAUGUACUGCAGUAACGGUCAAUCCAAAGAAAUGAGCUUUUCUAAAAACACAGUUAGAAAUAAGCCUGACAUAUCCUCAGCAUGAGCAUGGUUAUCUUCUAAAUGUUAGAAAUGUAUCUUAAUAUACACGUUGCAUCAGAUCACCUUUGUCUUGGCUUAGUAAGCCUUGUAUUUGUACACUCACCUAACCCAUUUCAAAAUGGAUAAUUUGUUUA